UACAUUUUGCUUUGCUGUACUUUUACUAGUGCUUAGUUUAUUAAUUUCUUGGAUCUGCAACAAUGUAUUAGAGGUGCCAUUUUCUUUGUCAAAAAUAUCAACAGAAAAUACAACUUGAGCAGAUAAGAUAACCGAAGCUUUGACAUGGAGAGUGUACAGUCUCAGCCCAGGGUGCCCAGCAUUUUUGGUGCAUCACUAUUUAUGUUUACUAUAGAAUUAUUUAUUAGGUUACCACAGUGUAUGAAUUGACAACUAAGAUGAUCAAGUAAUGGGUAUGGCACAUAUUUUAAAUAAAACUUGGUAAAAUUCUGAAGUUAGUGUUUUUGUUUGUUAAUGUAAUUAUUUGUCUUUUCAGUACGGUUGUUACUUUACCGUAUUUGUGCUAUUUUAUGUAUACCUGCAACUCUGCAAUGUCUAAAUAUAACUUUCUCUUUUGCCAAUAGUAAUAUCAGCCCAUCAACAGCUUUACCUGCAUUUUUUGAAGUUCCCAAGUUUCCAUUUGAUGUUCAGGCCAAGUUGGACCGAAAAGAAUGCAGACUAACGUCAUCAGACCGAAACAAAAUUAUUAGAACGUUGUAUGAAAGCAUGGCUCAGUACAAAAUGUAUCCAACUACAGAAGAGUAUGUUCAAGUGGCUAAGGCCCUGACUCUGAGGUAUCCCUUUUUAAAAGACAAAGAGGGCAAUGGAUAUCACACUUGGCACAUGUCUCUGAAACGCAAGUUUAAAUUUGAGCGGACACCUUUGGCUGAAGUUGAAGAAGUAAAAAGACUUAAACAGAAGUUUGGUCAUUCAAAAAAGUCUCUGCAACCUGAAGAAAGCAGUGGCAAAGAAAUUACAAGGCCUUUGGAGAUUAAUGCUGUUGGAGAGGAUGCUACAUCAAUAGAGGGACAUGUGAAAGUCCUGCAGGACCAAUAUAGAAGGACACAGCCAGAGACUCACAUUGUUGAAGAUCGAAUGAGGAGGACCUUUGCCUGGAGGCGGCAGGAGAUUACUAGUGGUAUGACUGUUGAAGAUUUCGUCAACAAAUAUCCAUUCUUGAAGAGUCCAUCAGGGCUUUAUCAAGAAAUUGGUUUCCUGUAUAAAUGUGUUCAACUGAGCCGCCAUUUUCGAGAACAUUUUGGACACAUUACAUCAAGCGUGCUACGGCUCGCUCAAGGGAAAUCCCCUCUAGCAAAGCUGCACAAAGAAGCUAGAGAAGAAUCUCUCUGUGAAGACCAUCUUGGAAUUGAUUUUAAAGCAGCACUUCUCAUGUUGCCAGCCUUGUUCAGGGAGAACCUUGAACAUUUCAUUGUGCUUGGAGAGAGUGAACCAUCCUCACCAUAUCCUACUGUUCAAGUACAGGAGACCACUGACUGGAAAACUGUGUUUACAAGAAGAGUCACUGCAGUCAUCAAAGUUGAUGAAAUCGAAAUCUGCCAGGCAAACCUUUGCGUUCUUUAUGGUGUUUAAGAUUUGAAGGAAAACAUCAAUAUUUUAAACAGGUUGCCAGCACGUGUAGAAAUAUUGUUAACAUUUCAUCCACUUUAAGUAAUCGACAUCAACACAGACAAUGUUGGGAAUUGUCUUCUGUUCAUAUGUUGGGGGAAUAUGAGAGAGUUGCUGGAUGUUGUGUGAGCACACCAUUUCGAUCUUUGCCUGUGGCUCUACAGCAUUCAGUGAAAGCAAAUAAGAAGUACAGCCAUGUCAAUUUUGAAGGCAAACAACUUCAACGAGUAACAGAAGUAGUGCUUAAUGAUGUCAUACUGUGUUAAAGAUGUGUUUACUGUGGGUCAUCUGCAUGCAGAAGCUGUUCCAUUGUUUUUUCAGAUUAAGUACAUUCUUAACAUAGACACAGACUGGUUAUCGUGUGGCAAGCUUUUAAUUCCGGUUUCUUUUUGUCGUCAUUUUUAUUCAUACUGUGUGAAAUGUGAGAAUGAAUGGACUGUCCUCUUGCCAGGUGGAGAGGUUGAUUACCAGGCAUUAGACACGUACCACGUUGAUGACAAGUUAUUUAUUAGCACUAGAUACACUUGCUGAAGACAAACUGCUGCAAACGUCAAAAUGUGCAGUACUUGAUGUAGCCUGUGUAGUAAGGCUGUUUUACUUGUUUGAGUUUUUCUGAGUUUUUCAUUGAAUAGCUAGUUUUUUCUUGACAUGCUUGCUGUUGUGAGAUGUAAUGAAAUCUUUUUAAAAGAACAUUUCUAAA
Molecule: messenger RNA, 2185 nt
Organism: Carassius gibelio (silver crucian carp)
Lineage: Eukaryota; Metazoa; Chordata; Actinopteri; Cypriniformes; Cyprinidae
Product: sterile alpha motif domain-containing protein 3-like
Exons: 7
Coding region: 586-1449 (287 amino acids)
Source: RefSeq, a predicted model, not a curated record